Pseudophryne corroboree (corroboree frog) is the source of this 3898-nucleotide messenger RNA. RefSeq names its product pellino E3 ubiquitin protein ligase 1 (gene PELI1). Bases 343 to 1638 code for a protein of 431 amino acids. Gene Ontology annotation, biological process: protein K48-linked ubiquitination; regulation of Toll signaling pathway. The transcript has 7 exons. The record is from RefSeq and is a predicted model, not a curated record. Gene Ontology annotation, molecular function: ubiquitin protein ligase activity; protein binding. Lineage: Eukaryota; Metazoa; Chordata; Amphibia; Anura; Myobatrachidae.
CGUGCGUGCUGACGUCACCGGUGAGCGAUUCUUUGCCUCUAGCAGCCACAGUGAUAUUUUCUCCGCUGUUGCUGCCACUGGUGUGGAAGUGUAGCAGCCGGAACCGAGCUCGGUGCGCCCCGCCAUCUCCUGCCUGCUCCUGUGGUGGAGAGGAGGGCGCCAUAUUUGUCACUGGCAUCGCUAUCCAUCAUUAAUAUUAUUAUCACGGGGAAGGAACACGGAGCAGCUUCCACAGCCAUCGUGACAGCACCGGGCUGGGGACUUGUGCUGUCAUACACGGAGAGGGCCGGUGCACUCAGCUCCAUCGUUCUACAAAAUAAUGAAAAAAGCCCAACAGAGCUCAUGAUAAGACUAACUGCAGUAAAACCAACGGCCACGCUAAUGUUUUCUCCUGAUCAAGAAAACCAUCCCGCUAAAGCGCCUGUGAAGUAUGGGGAGCUCAUUGUACUGGGAUACAAUGGCUCCCUGCCAAACGGUGACAGAGGCAGAAGAAAAAGCAGGUUCGCUUUAUUGAAAAGACUCAAAGCAAAUGGGGUGAAGCCAAGUACUGUUCACAUUGCCUGUACCCCGCAGGCAGCAAAGGCAAUAAGUAACAAGGACCAGCACAGCAUAUCUUACACUUUGUCACGGGCGCAGACUGUGGUGGUAGAGUACACGCAUGACAGCAACACGGACAUGUUUCAGAUUGGAAGGUCGACAGAAAGCCCUAUUGAUUUUGUAGUAACUGACACAGUUCCAGGAAGCCAGAGCAACUCCGAUACGCAGUCCGUGCAGAGCACCAUAUCCAGAUUUGCCUGCAGAAUCAUAUGUGAAAGAAACCCUCCCUUCACUGCAAGAAUAUAUGCCGCAGGCUUUGACUCAUCAAAGAAUAUAUUUCUUGGGGAGAAAGCUGCUAAAUGGAAGACCUUAGAUGGUCAGAUGGAUGGGCUAACCACAAACGGAGUCCUGGUCAUGCAUCCACGCAACGGAUUCACAGAGGACUCGAAGCCUGGGGUGUGGCGAGAGAUAUCUGUGUGCGGGAAUGUGUUUAGCCUGCGAGAAACCCGCUCCGCUCAACAGAGAGGAAAAAUGGUAGAAAAUGAAAGCAAUGAACUUCAGGACGGUUCCCUUAUUGAUCUCUGCGGUGCAACUUUGUUAUGGCGUACUGCCGAAGGGCUUUCCAGAACUCCAACCGUGAAACAUUUGGAAGCACUCAGACAGGAAAUCAAUGCAGCAAGACCUCAGUGUCCUGUUGGCUUUAACACACUGGCUUUCCCGAGCAUGAAAAGGAAGGACGUUGUUGAUGAGAAACAGCCUUGGGUCUAUCUGAACUGCGGCCACGUGCAUGGCUACCACAACUGGGGAAACAAAGAGGAGCGAGAUGGGAAGGACCGAGAGUGUCCAAUGUGUCGCUCUGUGGGACCCUACGUCCCACUUUGGCUAGGAUGUGAAGCUGGAUUUUACGUUGACGCAGGGCCCCCAACUCAUGCCUUCAGCCCCUGUGGACACGUGUGCUCAGAAAAAACAACUUCCUACUGGUCACAGAUUCCACUUCCUCAUGGUACUCACACUUUUCAUGCAGCGUGCCCGUUUUGUGCACACCAGCUGGCAGGAGAACAAGGUUACAUCAGACUCAUUUUCCAAGGACCUCUAGACUAGUGGCGCUUUCAGGGCUUGCACUGACCACACCAAACUAAGAUCGGUUCGGUUGGCUUCCGAGCCGUCUUCUCCAAGUCAUCAGGACCCCUCUGGCAAGUUUGCAUUGGAAAGAAGAGUUCGGCAAUGGAGAGUCACCACACACAAGAGGCAGACUGUUUUUGCAAGCAGACAUUUCAAAUGGGAUUAUGCAGAUAUGAUUUAAAUGCCUUCAUUAUUAUUUCUGAAUGACCCACCUCAGUGUUAAAUUAUUUUGGGAAACUGGGGAGAAUACAGUCAGCGCAAACUACAUUAGUUUACAGUUAAAAACACAUUGUAAAAUAUAGCAUACAACACUUUUUCUAUUUAACUUUAGUAUGGAAAAUGCCCAGUGACUUGAUAUAUUUGUUCUGCAUAUUGACCCAUUUACUUUGGAAGCUGAAAGUAGCUUGGGCACAAAUUAUAAAAACCUGGACCAUGUUUCUUUCUUUCGGUUUGCUUUCGUUAUUGAGUUAUGGGACAUUUUACUAUUGAAUCAUGUAACAUUGUAACACGAUAAGUGCUCACCAGAGAGUUCUGUAAAUAUGUAGUUCAAUCAUGUCCUCCUUGUUUUUAGUCUUAAAUGUUAAUAAUUUUGCAUACACUUGCAACAUUUCAGGGUUGUAUUUAUCACCAUUUUAUUUCAUAUUUUUUACUCCUGAAGUAUUUGUGACUACAUACAUAUAUAUACAUAUAUAUAUAUAUAUAUAUAUAUAUAUAUAUAUAUAUGUGUGUAAUAUAGAGAGAGAUCAGGCCAGAAUGUUUUUAAAAUCAGAUUUUCUUGGGGACAUGGAAUAUUUUUGCUGGCUCUUAAAUACUUUGAUUAAAUGUUUUUCAUUAACGUGUUCCAGCAGCAGGUUGUUAUUUAUUUUAUGUUUUCCUUCUUUUUUUUUUUUUAAUACUUUUUCUCUCCAUGUUUUAUGAUCGUAGCAUAGCAUUUGCUUUAAUACACCUUGUCCUUGCCAGGAGAGGUGAAAAACCAUCAGUAAAGUGUUUUUGUGAUCUUGGAACAAAAUAAUAGACGCAAGCAAACUGUAAUUUAUUUUAUUAUUAUAAUUUUUUCUAUGCCACCUGUUAUUUUUCUUGGUUUUUUUUUUUAUUUUAUUUUUUUUUUCAUUUAUUUUCACAAACACUCAGGAAAACGAAGUACAUGGGUAGCUAACAUAAUUAUUUAGUUUUGAUUCUUUAAAAAUUUGUCUAUUCAGGUGUUUGUGUGGAACCAGAACCUGAAAUGUAGUGAUGGAAGGUAUAAAGUCUACCCAUCUCCUACACGCAUUAUAGAUGGCCAUUUUGUAAGCUAUUCAUGAGAAUGUAAUCUAUCAAUUUGCUAGGAACCCCUUACAUCAGUGAAGUUUGUGUCCUAGAGGUGUCACUGGGUCCUACAUGUGUCACUAGUUCCAGUUUCUAUAGACUGCCUACAUAAUGAGUCAGGAGGGGAGCAUUUGUAUGCAUUGGUUCUGUCCACAAAAUGGCCACUGUAUGUGUGUGUGUGUGUGAUUGGUACAUUUUAAGCUUACUUAAUGCACCCGUGAGCUGCUUUGUGUUCAGACAUGUAAAUAAAACCUGCAAAUGAUUUGUUAAAUAUAUAUAUAUGUAAGAGUCCAUACUGUAAAAUUUUAUUUGAUUUUAAUCAUAAUUUAUUCUCUUUGAGAAGGAGUCCUGGCUUACCGUUGUGUUUGGGAGAAGUUACUAGCAGAGGUUAAAAGCGUCUAUUCAUGUUUAAUGGGGAUAUUGGGGGCUCAGUGGAUUAGUGGGAACCAUUCAUUAUUUUACAAAAAUUCUAUAUGAAAAAGGAAAAAAAAAAAAGUUCAAAAUUGUCUACUAUGCAUUUACUUACUGCAUAAAAGAUUGUGAUUGUAUUUGUCAAUGAAUUCAUUUUUCUCUUGCUUGCUGUGGCGGCUGUGGCGACUUAUUUGGAUAUGUAUGUUAAAAUAUGCAACUUCUGGUCAGCAUUACUAUGCCUACUUGUUUCCGGGCUUACACCUGCAGCCUGUACAAUGGUGAAUGUGUAUCUCCAUUUAAAGAUAUAUCAGGAAUAUCUUCUGUAUUAGGUGGAGCAUUUUUAAUUCACACAUUUAUAAAGCAUUCCUUCUAAAAGAUCUGUUUUAGAGCUAAGCCAUAAUUGGUGCCCUUUUGUGCAGACAAGCAUACUAUGUAUGAAAUUUACAUCUAAAAUAUCUAAAUGGGGCAGUUACCAAUAAAUCUUAAGUAUAUUUGCAUAUUAAAUGAAUUCUGUGAAACUUGA